Messenger RNA from Striga asiatica, 2129 nucleotides. The record is from the annotation of a GenBank genome assembly. Lineage: Eukaryota; Viridiplantae; Streptophyta; Magnoliopsida; Lamiales; Orobanchaceae.
CUACCAUUGUCUCUACGACACCACGUUGUUUUUAAAGCCAAGAUAUCAACUGUACAACAAAAGAAUUGCAUAAAAGUCACCCCUCUCUCUACCGGAUCUUCUCUCUUUAGUCUUUAGUAAGCUCACCGAAAAACUCACUCAAAUGCGACCAAAAACCCUAAUCAAAAACCAUACAGUAGACGGUAAAUAUGCUCCCGCACCUCGAUUGGAGCUUCGUUUGGGCCGGUGAUCUGUCGCAUUCUCACAGAUUGAAGAGUUUAGCGAUACAACUGUGAAAAAAUUGAAGUGCUCUUUUUGUCGCUUUUUUUAUGCUUUUCGGUCCUCUUCCUUCUUCUUCUGUGUUUGAUUUUGGCCAGUGCGAAGAUGUAUAAAAACAAGCUGCAGGAGCUGGCACAGCGUAGCUGCUUCAAUCUGCCCUCAUAUGCCUGCAUCAGGGAAGGCCCUGAUCACGCGCCGCGGUUCAAGGCCUCCGUUAACUUUAACGGUGAGACAUAUGAGAGCCCUAGCUACUGCUCCACCCUUCGCCAGGCAGAACACUCUGCUGCUGAGGUGGCGCUCAAUGCGCUCGCCAGCGGUGGACCAAGUAGCUCUCUCGCCGCUAGAAUUCUGCAUUCUCUUCUCGUUUUUGAUGAGCCAAGCCCGGAUCAUGUGAAAGAAUUGGUAAAACAAUUAAUGUCGAAGGUCCACAUUAGAUUGCUUAUACAGAAAACUAAGGAUGAAACUGGUGUGUAUAAGAAUCUCUUGCAGGAAGUCUCGCAAAGAGUGGGGGGUUGCAUGCCUUCUUAUACGACUUUCAAAUCUGGUCAAGUCCACCUUCCCAUUUUCACUUGCACGGUGGAGUUAGUUGGUGUUAUAUUUACUGGCGAUCCAGCCAAGAGCAAGAAGCAAGCAGAGAAGAAUGCGGCCAUGGUGGCUUGGUUAUCCUUAAAAUCAUUGGCACAGCAGUCUGAGACCUUCUCCGAGAAAACCCACAUGGACGAGCAGGAGCAUGUGACAAUUGCACGUGCCCUUCAAGAGUACCUUAUACAGGCCAAGCUUGCAAGAUUCUCUUUCCCUAUCAAAUUCCCAGCCAUAAGCCCAAGGCCCUCAAAUGCACACCAUUCCUCCCCCACAACCUCAAAAAUACUUCCCUUGAUCUGCCCAAAAACAGCCAGCCGCAGAAGGCCCACUUUAACAGCAACAAGCAACAACAACAACCCAUCAUUCCAAAAGAGUCAGAAAUUCCCUGCAGCAAGUGCACCACCCUACUUCCCUGUCAGGCACUGUAUCCCACACAGCAGAGUUGCCCCACUUGUGAAUGUUCGAAGCAUGGUUCCUGUUUUCUCGGCCCCACCGCCAGCGAUGAGGCCCCCAGCCAUUGGAAUUUCGCCACCUGUCUCCAUUAGACAGGUUGUCCCUGUAUAUGCUGCUCCAGUUUGCAAGGAGCUACCCAUGGUGCGGCCGGUUGUUAAAGCGAACGAUCAGCAGGUAUCAAGGUUGUUGACAGCUAAGGUGGAGGAGCUUCCAUUUGCUGGAGCUGCCCCAGUGCCGAUUUCUGAAGUUCCAGCACGUCAAGUCGGGCUACCUUCAUCUCAAGUUUCCACUGUUCAAAUCGAGCGAGUUGCUAAGUUUAGUGGCCCACCAGGCAGCCCGAGAGCAGCCAGCGACAAGACUAGGAUUGCAGUGCAUGACAAGCUGCAAGAAUCUAAGGAUUUGAAAAAUCUCAAGAUAUGAAAGGGGGUCUUUGGAUUGCAUGAAAUUACAGUUAUUAUUCUGUUAAUCAAAUUAUGUUCCUUGUAGUGGACAUUUACAUGUCUUUGAAAAGUUGUAACAGUUUGUGUGCAGUUGUGUCCAUCCAUCAGUUUCUUUUGCCUUUGAACGACGUAAAGAAACUGAGCUGCUCAAAACUCAUUGCAGAGUAUAUACACAUAUCAGUAUGAAUUGGCAUCAUGUUUACCUUUCCAAAUUUUGACUAUCGGAUUGCUGAUGUGGUCAUUAUGUAUUUACACUUUUUGUUUGCUUCGAGAUGUUUUUCUGUAGAGGCAGCUGCAUUUUUAUUCCUCAUGUGAAAGCGAUGUCAUGAUUCUUGGAAAGUAUAGUUUGUGCAAAUACUAUGCAGCACUUUUGAUUGAGUUGUUAAAUAUAUUAUA